Molecule: messenger RNA, 396 nt
Organism: Ogataea parapolymorpha DL-1
Lineage: Eukaryota; Fungi; Ascomycota; Pichiomycetes; Pichiales; Pichiaceae
Exons: 2
Coding region: 1-396 (131 amino acids)
Biological process (GO): protein import into mitochondrial matrix
Cellular component (GO): PAM complex, Tim23 associated import motor
Molecular function (GO): ATPase activator activity
Source: RefSeq, a predicted model, not a curated record
AUGGUGCUGCCUCUUAUUAUCGGUGUGGGAGUCACGCUUGCCGCCUUGACGGCCAAGUCGGCCCUUUCCGCUUACUCAAAGCUGGUCCGUCUGACACCCCAGCAGAUUGCUAUCUUAAACAACAUUAAGAUCAAACCCAUCGACUCGAAAGAUCCAUUUUGGAUGUACAAAGGAGGGUUUUACGAAAAGAUGAAUGAGACGGAAGCCUUACUGAUCCUCGAAAUUCAGCCCGAUGAAAUACUUCAUCUUACCCAUGAUAUUGUCAAGAAACGGCAUCGGAAAAUGAUGCUUCUUAAUCAUCCCGAUAAAGGCGGCUCGGAGUAUCUAGCACUGAAAAUCAACCGCGCCAAGGAAGUGCUGGAGCAAAGCUACAUGUUUACCAAUUCCAAAGACUAG